This is a messenger RNA of Myiozetetes cayanensis, 2681 nucleotides long. It is a transcript of the gene TPGS2, whose product is annotated as tubulin polyglutamylase complex subunit 2. The transcript is spliced from 7 exons. NCBI's taxonomy places the organism in Eukaryota, Metazoa, Chordata, Aves, Passeriformes, Tyrannidae. The record is from RefSeq and is a predicted model, not a curated record. Bases 63 to 938 code for a protein of 291 amino acids. Gene Ontology annotation, biological process: protein polyglutamylation.
GGAAGGAUAAAAAGGCUUUGUUCGCUGCCGGGCUGGGCGGAGGCAGGAGGGUCCCGCGGAGGAUGGAGGACAAACCCCCCACCGGCAUCAAGCCCUACCUGGACAAGCUCACCCUGGGCGUCACAAGGAUCCUGGAGACUUCUCCAGGAGUUGCUGAGGUGACAUUUGUGGAGAAGGAGCCAGCUGAACGCCACACCAUCAUUUCUUGGGAGCAAAAAAACUCGUGCAUAUUGCCAGAGGAUUUGAAGAACUUCUAUCUGAUGACGGAUGGCUUCCACAUGACCUGGAGUGUGAAGACCGAUGAUACUCCCAUGCCCCUGGGCUCCAUGGUGAUUAACAGCAUCUCGCAGCUGUGUCGGCUCGGGGGCUCCUCCAUGUACACCCUGCCCAAUGCUCCGACCCUCGCCGACCUGGAAGAUGACACGGACGAGGAAGGUAAUGGAGACAAACCAGAGAAGCCACACUUUGAUUCUCGUAGUCUUAUCUUUGAAUUAGAUCCAUGCAAUGGGAAUGGGAAAGUCUGUCUUGUUUAUAAGCAUGCUGAACCAGUUGUCUCCCCAGACACAGAGAUAUGGUUCCUGGACAGAGCUCUGUAUUGGCAUUUCCUCACCAAAACCUUCACAGCCUACUACCGCCUGCUCAUCACCCACCUGGGUCUCCCACAGUGGCAGUACGCCUUCACCAGCUACGGGGUCAGCCCCCAGGCCAAGCAAUGGUUUAACAUGUACAAACCCAUAACCAUCAACACAGCACUCCUGUCUGAAGAAGCUGAUUCCUUUGUGAACAAGCUGGACCCCAACAAGGUAUUUAAAAGCAAGAACAAAACUCCAGUACUCAAAAAGAAACCACCCUCUCAGCCAGCAGGCCCCCAAAAGAGUCACACGAGCAUGACCUCUGCCAAGACAUCCUCACUAGCUGGGAAUACUUCAAGGAAGUGAGAUCCCCAGAUCUGACCCUGGACGGCAUUUGCAAUAAGCUCUGAUGUUCUCUGCUGCAGAGUCUCAGUGAUUCAGACCAAGUUCCUUGUGCAUGAAUAGAUGUGCCCAUGGAAAACGUACUGCAGCAUUUGCAUGAAAUAUAGCCACGAUGUGGAUGUAGGUCCUGGAGACUCUUAAGAAAAAAAACUUGAGACAUUGAUUUCAUUCCCUUGUGCUACUUACAGCAUGUGUUUUUCAGAGGGCAUGAAGGAGCCCUUGAUGUCACUGCUCUAUAGGGAAGCUUUUGUUCCUGUGCACCUACAGCAGUGAAAUGAAGGCCGAUGUAAGUCACCAUUACUUUAACAGACCAUGCUGAAAUAGAGGUAUGAAGAUGUUUCUGCCAUCUGCUCUGAAAGAAACCUGUCCUGACCUUGCAUGCUGUAGGAGCAGGCUGGAACCUGCUGAACAAAGAAAUAACUUCCACUUCAGAUAGAAUCAGACUCCGCACUUCCCUUUUCUCCUUCCAACUUCUGCUCUGAGAUUCAUGGUACAGGGGGACCUGGGACUUUGGUGUCUGGUUGCUCUUCUCUGGACCUGCUCCAAAACCUCAAUGUCCUUCCUGAACUGAGGGGCUCAGAACUGAACACAAUACCCCAGGUGUGGCCUCGCCAGUGCUGAGUACAGGGGAAGGAUCACUUCCCUGCUCCUGCUGGCCACACUGUUCUUCAUGCAGGCCAGGAUACCAUUGGCCUUCUUGCCCACCUGGGCACACUGCUGGCUCAUCUUCAGCCUCCUGUCAAUCAGCACUCCCAGGUCCCUUUCCACCUGGCUGCUCUCCAGCCACUCUGUGCCCAGCCUGUAGCGCUGCAGGGGGUAUUGGGGCCAAAGUGCAGGACUAAGAACUUGGCCUUGUUGCACCUCAUCCCAUUGGAAUCAAACCAUCUCUCCAGCUUGUCCAGGUCCUUCUGCAGAGCCCUCCUGCCUUCCAGCAGAUCAACACUCCCUCCCAACUUGGUGUCAUCUGCACGUUUGCUAAUGGUACACACAGUCCCCUUAUCCAGAUCAUCAGUAAAGAUAUUAAAUAGAAGUGGGCCCAACACUGAUCCCUGGGGGAAAACCACUAGUGACUGGCUGCCAACUGGAUGCAUGAUUCCAAAUAAGCCUGAAGGCAGCCAGAAGCUACAAGAUCCCACAUUGCCUCCCUCUUGCGGGAACCCCUGAGCAAGGGUGAGUCAAUGGUCUUGAGUCCCAUCAGCAAGGAGGACCCCUUGGUUUGUCACACAUUCAUUUGCAAAGCUGACCGUUAAAACAGCCUUUGCCUUUUCAGUUGGGUGGGAUCUUACCAGGGGCCAUUGAGAUCCUACAACUUUAGAAGCCCCUGGUGCUGUUUUCUGUACUGUAAGUUUUCAGGUUAGAACUGCACUUUAAUCCAUUCACUGCUGGUUUUCAGUUACACCUGAUUGUUUCCACUACUUUUCUAUGCUAUUCUGUCUUCCUAGGUGUGCUGGAAAUGCAUGAUAGAACCCAACACAUUUUGUGCCUAAACAGGGAAAUUAAAGUCACUGUCUUCAAAUAAGCAUUGAUUAUUUAAACAGCAUCAUCUUUAAUUUAUGAAACCAUCACAUAAUUACACAAGACAAACCUACCUCACAGGGAUGUUGUGAGGCUUUCAUUAGUAUUUGUAUGGCCUUCAGAAAAAUGAAGCCACUCUGUAAGUGCUUAAUAGUAUUUUAAUAAAUACUUAAAUAUUUUUGUCCAGAGUGA